This is a messenger RNA of Paramecium sonneborni, 1060 nucleotides long. Lineage: Eukaryota; Ciliophora; Oligohymenophorea; Peniculida; Parameciidae. The record is from the annotation of a GenBank genome assembly.
AUGUUUGGAAACACUCUUGCAGCAAACAAUACUCAAACAUAAUAAUAAAUUAAUUCAGCUCCUUCAAUUUUUGGCACUUCUAAUAAUUUAUUUAGUCAACAAUCUAAUCUCUUUGGUUAAUAGUAAUAACCAUAAGGAAUAGUAGGAUAACCAUAAUAACAGAAUAUAUUUGCUAAUAAUACUUAAAGUAAUCAACCAUAAUAAUAAACUAAUAUCUUAGGAUAAUAACAAUAAUCAAAUCCUUUAUUAGGAUAAGUAUAAUAAUAAACUAUUACUUAAUUAGGAUAAACUUAAACAUCUAAUAUAUUUGGAUAAUAAAACCAAUAACAACAACAACAACCAUAAACAUAAACAUAAAUAACACAAUAAUCUACAUUAUAAUAACCAGCUUAACCUAAAGUGCAUACUAUGAAUUAAAUCAAUUAAUAAACUAAAUUACUCAUUGAAAAUAUGGCUAAAACUAUUGCAAACAAAGAAAAGAUUGAUAAAAAUUAAAAAAAUUUAUAGCUCAUUGAAAAAAACUCAUUGAAAAAUAUUUAAUAAUAAUAAUAAUAAUAAUUAACUAUUGGAAUUAAUUAAACAUAACAAUAGAUUUCAAGAACUCUCUUAAAGGGUGAUCGCAGAAAUCAUACUUAAAAGGCUGAAAAUUAUUAUAAUGAAUGGAAUAAACUAUAUCUAAGCAUUAAUAAAAAGUAAGAUGAAACUCUUACUUAAUUGACUGCUAUUAUUGAUUAAUUAACCUAGUAAGACACAGUUUAUGGUAAUAAUACUCUUUCUAUUAUCAUUAGAUAUAGAUGAUGAGUCACUUAUUGAUUCUAUUCAAUAAUUGGGUAAGGAAUUGGAUGAUCUAGAACGUAAAAUCUAUUCAGUAGUUUAAACUUAAUAAAAAGUACUUGGAUUAGAAAAAGAAGAAUCUGAAUGGGAUUAAAUUGUUAAUAAUUUAAGUGAGUGUUUAUUACACUUAGAUUUAUAAACUGUAUCUAUUUAUCAUAAAUUUUAGAAAGAAGUGGAAGAUUUAUUACUCUAAGCAGAAAAGAAUCCAAAAGUAUAAAAUAAAUGA